This is a messenger RNA of Xyrauchen texanus (razorback sucker), 2644 nucleotides long. It is a transcript of the gene txnipa, whose product is annotated as thioredoxin interacting protein a. Gene Ontology annotation, cellular component: cytoplasm. Gene Ontology annotation, molecular function: ubiquitin protein ligase binding. The transcript is spliced from 6 exons. The coding region runs from base 222 to 1424 and encodes 400 amino acids. Lineage: Eukaryota; Metazoa; Chordata; Actinopteri; Cypriniformes; Catostomidae. Gene Ontology annotation, biological process: protein transport. The record is from RefSeq and is a predicted model, not a curated record.
UUAUGCACAAAGUGUCUACUAAACAUGCGAGCAGGGAGUGUGUGAUUUGUAAAUUUGCAUAAAGCAUUAAUUUGCUGCAAUUCCAUUACGAGCAAGGUUUUUAGCAUUUAAUAUGAACAUUUGAUGCACUUUCGAAGGAUUAUUGACGUUCUGGCUGAUUUUACCGAGUUUUAGUCGCAAAGUCUUCUUUUCUUUCUUCUGUGCAUUUAAUAUUCAUAACGAUGGUUGCGAUGACAAAAAGAGUGAAGAUGUUCGAGAUCGUUUUAAAUGAUCCAACCAAGACUUUCUACUGCAGUGGAGAUAAAGUUGCUGGGAAUAUCCUUGUGGAGGUGUCGGAGGUGACCAGAGUGACGGCCAUGAGGGUGUUCGGAGUCGGAUGCGCCAAAGUGGAGUACGCAAAAGGCAAACAGAGAUGCCGUGAAGAAGUUGACUAUCUUAAGUAUGAAGAAGUAGUCCACAUGGAUGACCAUCCUGAAGACACAGAUGGUUCAGUCAUCCUCCGUCCAGGCAACAAGUAUGAAUACUCAUUUGGCUUUGAGCUGCCUCAACAAGGGCAACUGGUGUCUUCUUACAAGGGCAAGUUCGGGUAUGUUCAGUACUAUGUGAGGGCUCUGAUGGAAAUGCCCUCUCAGCCCACCCUCCAGUGCAAGAAACACUUUGAAGUUGAAGAGCCCCUGGAUGUAAAUACCCCAGACUUGCUGUCUCCAACUGGAGGCAUGAAGGAGAAGAAAGUCACCUGCAUGUUCAUCCCUGAUGGCCAAGUGUCUCUGAACGCCAAGAUUGACAGGCGUGGCUUCUGUGAGGGGGAGGAAAUCUGCAUCGAUGCAAAAUUCGAGAACACCUGCUCCCGCAUCGUGGUACCCAAAGCGGCCAUCAUUGCCAAGCACACCUACCAGGCUAAUGGACGCACCAAGGUCUUGAAGCAGAAGCUCUCCUCGGUGCGCGGCAACCACAUCAUCUCGGGCAUGUGCGACGCCUGGCAGGGGAAGAGCAUUCGGGUGCCCAAGAUCAAGCCCUCCAUUUUGGGCUGCAACAUUAUUCGAGUGGAAUAUGCACUGAUGAUUUACAUGCACAUCCCUGGCAGCGAUAAGUUGGUUCUGGAGCUCCCACUCGUCAUUGGCACCGUGCCCUACAAUGGUUUUGGCAGCCGCACCAACAGCAUGAGCAGCCAGGAUGGUUCUGUCAGCACAGCGUCGGCCAGUUGGGUGUCCUUACGGAUGCCAUCAUCCGCCCCACCCAGCUACUGCGAUGUCACUCGUGAUUGCUGCAUGGAUCAUCCUCUCACGCCUCUGCUGGAUGACUAUGAUGAUGGAGACAGUCCCAUCUACAUGAACACACCCCAGUUCCAGUUCCCCCCACUCCCUGCUUAUUCAGAGGUGGAGGAAGAGUUUAACAGCAGUGUUCGUAUGCUUUCUGUCUGUUGAACUGACCCAGCAGAGCUAGAACUGAACUGUUGCCCAUUAAAAAGGGGCUUCUUUUACACUAUAAGCACUUCAGGCUUUCACCAUGCGAAUCGGAGCUGGUUUGAGAAGUGUUGAAUGGAUGUGUGAAAGAUGAGGUGGAGGACUUGGGGUCCGAGCGAACCCGUGCAAGAUGAGCUAGUCAAAGUUGCGAGGAAGAAGUGCCUGCGUUGCCUGCGUUGCCGACAGCCUCUUAUAUCCUGCUCAUUUUCCACUCAUACAGACGCUGUUUCAGGUCCUGAAAUGGCGCAAGGGCUGUUUGGCAUGCUGUAUUUCACUGUGUUUGAGCUACUCCUUCUUGACAUGAGAUUACUACUGUGCAAGGCAAUUAUACCACAUUAUAGCCAUAUAAGCACACCUUGACUUUCCCAAAUGUUGGUCAUAUACUUUCCAAUAGUCUCCAACAUAACAUUAAUUUGCAUUUAGCUACUUGAUUGUGUUGACUUUUCAUCAUGUUCGUUACCAUUCCAUUUGCAAUCCAAUGUUUUUGGGAGGUUCUUCAACACAUUUGCUUUUAUGCGUAAGGUUAAGCAGAUGUGCUAAUCCAGGGACAUUUUGUUGUAAGUUACUUAAAUGUAAAAUGAAAUGUAGUAUGUCAAUAAUUUAAUUAAGGUAUCAAGGGAAAUUAUGCAGUGUCCGUGUGUAAUGUGCCAGUGUUUAUCUAAUUUUAUGCACUUGAAUGGAUGCAAGAUAUGAGUUACUAUCCACAUGGAGUUUUUCUAUGUUCUUUUUUUUUUUUUUUUUUUACUCGUCUUCCAAAAUUGCUUUUAUGUUGGAUCUACACUGAGGAAUCAGGUGUACCAAACUUCCAUUCAAGAAAAACCUUGUACUACAAAGGGCUCCGUUGAUGUGUUUUCUCUUCCACUUUGGACUUCAUCAUUAGGCCAAAAUAUAACUGGACACUUUCAAGUGGCAAAAUGGUGUUUGGGCUUUGGGCCCUUACCGCGUUUAUUUGUGAGACCAGAAGCUACACUGUGUGUAGCCGUAUCGUAAAGACAUUUACAUUUUGAUGAACAUUUCACUUGUGGAGAUCUUCCUAAACCUAUUUUUGUGAGUACAAGAUGAAUGUUAUUGUAAAAUAUGUGGCAAUGCAAAUUUGCAAAUUAUCCUUUUUGUAAGUUAAAGUUGUGUUUUUUUAAUGAGAACUCUUUGGGUUAAUUUUCAAUAAAAACAUUGAAAUGUCA